AUGGAGUUCAGUCAUGGCGCCUACACGAUCGGCUGGAUUUGUGCCUUGCCCAAGGAGAUGACCGCGGCCAUCGCAAUGCUCGAUACGGAGCAUGAGACCUUGCCUCAAUCUGUUUCGGACACCAACAAUUACACCCUUGGCUCAAUAGGACCGUUCAACAUAGUCAUUGUUUGCUUGCCAAGCGGCGAAAUUGGUAGUCAUCCAGCCUCUGCCGUUGCUGCGAGGAUGUUGGCGAACUUCCCAGCGCUUAAGAUGGGGCUAAUGGUAGGCAUUGGAGGUGGUGUACCCAGCAAAGAUCAGGAUAUUAGGUUAGGUGACAUCGUUGUCAGUGUGCCAACAAAUGGAUUUGGCGGUGUUGUGCAGCAUGACAUGGGAAAAAAUACCAAGGACAAGGGCUGGAUACGGACGGGCUCAUUGAAUGGGCCACCCUUAGUACUUCGGACGACCAUUUCGAAACUCAUCUCAUUACAUCAAAUCCGCGGCCACGAGAUCGAAACUUACCUAUCGGAGAUGAUAAAGCGCUAUCCAGAUCUGAGUCCUCGCUUUUGUCGACCAAAGGACGAUACUGAUAUUUUAUAUCAGCCCGAGCCAGCAGAUCCACACGCUUUUCAGAGUUGGGAAGAGAUUUUGAGACCUCGUCGGCACCCACGUGAAGCAGUACGAAUUCACCACGGACUGAUCGCCUCGGGGAACCAGGUCAUAAAGAGUGGUCGACUGCGAGACGAGAUUAGUGCUCGCCUUGGGGGUGUGUUGUGUUUCGAAAUGGAGGCAGCCGGUCUGAUGAAUGAGCUGCCCUGUGUUGUCAUACGUGGUAUCUGCGACUACGCAGAUGCUCACAAAAAUAAGGAAUGGCAGGAGUAUGCUGCGGCGGUUGCUGCGGCGUAUGCAAAAGAACUCAUCUUUGCCCUACCAACAGUGGUUGAGGGAGAACAAUGGAUUGUGCCGUUUCCCAAAAACGACAAAUUUGUGGGACGUGAACAAGAACUUUCUACGUUGCACAGAUGGUCAAACUCGGACGUGCUCAGGCCCAAUAUGGCUCUGUAUGGGCUUGGGGGUGUCGGGAAAACCCAGAUCGCACUAGAGUUUGCUUAUCGUACCAAAGCACAAAAGCGGGAGGCCUCCGUCUUUUGGGUUCCUGCAAAUGAUCACCUAGCGUUCGAGCAAGCUUACAAACAGAUUGGUACGGCGCUCAGAAUACCCGGCAUCGAAGCACACGGCGCAGACGUCAAACAACUCGUCAAAGAUGCAUUAUGCAAUGACCAGAGAUUACACCCGUGGUUGAUGAUUGUCGACAACGCCGAUGAUAUCAAUAUUGUUUUUCAAAAGUCGACAGACGACGCUCUCAGUAACCCGGCGCUCAUAGACUAUGUCCCAUCUAGUCCUCUCGGUUGUGUACUCCUGACCACGCGCAACCGGAGGAUAGCAGUAAGACAAGCACAUGAGAACAUUAUUUUUCUGGAGAUGAUGAGCCCGGACGACGCUGAACAACUGCUGAAAAAGUCAUUAGUGCAAGAGAAGACAGUACGACGACCAAAUGCUACCAAAGAACUGCUCACGCUUCUUGGAUAUCUGCCUCUAGCGAUCACUCAAGCGGUCUCUUACAUUAAUGAGAACGAUACUGAAAUCGACGACUACAUUGAGCUGUACCAAGGCAGCGAGACAGAAAAGAUAGAGGUUUUAAGUGAAGAAUUUGAGACCCACGGGAGAUACCAGACGAUCAAAAAUUCUAUCCCAUCCAGGAAGCAAGGCUUAGAGGCAAUCGGGGCGUUGAAGGCGUACUCUUUCGUCAGAAAAAGAGACAAUAUAGCUGUCUUUGACAUGCAUCCACUGGUACACCUGGCGACGAGGCAUUGGUUACGAACCGAGGUCAAAUUGGAACUCUGGAUAAGCAGAGUUACGGACCUACUCGAAGAACUUCUUCCCGAUGGCGCAUUCAAAGAUCGGGCGACUUGGACUGCGUACUUGCACCAUACAGAAUAUCUCCUUACCUCGUCUGAACCGGUCAAAGAUGACUUGCGAAGAGUUAUUCUAGCAGAAAAGAUGGCAAAAUGUCUGUACAGUAACGGAGAGUACAAGGAUGCUUGUAGCUCGUAUAGUCGGGCGCUAGAUUUACGUCUGCAAGUGUCCGGUAAAGAGAACAGGGAAAGCCUAAUGAGUAGGUUCGGCAUGGCAGAGGCCCUCAAUCACCAAGGCGAUUACAGACAAGCUGAAAAGCGGCAUCGAGAGAUCUUGGAACUCAGAAAGGAUGUAUUAGGUCCGAAGCAUCCCGAUGCAAUGUACGACGACGGCAGAUACGCGGAAGCAGAAGAGAUGCAUCGGAACGCUCUCAGUCUUCAAAUCGAGGUGCUUCAUCCCGAACAUCCUAAUGUUUUGACGACGACUGGCUACCUUGCUCAGACGUUGGCGCAGCAGGGUAGGCAUCAGGAAGCCGAGGAUAUGCAUCGAAAUCUCCUCGAGACUCGACUGAGAGUCCAAGGGGAAGAAAAUCCUGCCACUCUAGCUACUAUGAGUUGUCUUGGUGUUGCUCAAGAGAAUUUGGGCCAGUUCGCCAAAGCCGAAGAGACUCAUCGUCGCGUCCUAGCCCUUCGCGUGAAAAUGUUGGGGGAUCGACAUCCGCACACAGCGAUUACAAAAAAAUGGCUUGCUGUUACGCUCUUGCACCAAGCGAAAUUCGAAGAGGCCAAAACGAUGAACCAGGAGGCUCUGCGACUUCAGACGGAGCUUCUAGGUCCCAAACACUAUAACACUAUCUUGACUCUGGGAAAUUCGGGUGACAUUUAUUUCUCUCAAGGACAGUUCAGUCGCGCUGAGCAGAUCUUUCGCCAGGCACUCUAUCUUCAAAUGGAGGUCCUCGGUCCCGACCAUCCAGAGACUUCACAAGCAAUAACAAAGUUGAGAAAUGCCUUAUUGUCCCAAGGUAAAGAUGAGGAAGCCCAGGAAUUGAUUGAGAAGGGAUCAACAGCUCUGCAUAAGAGUGCAGAGCCACAACAUGUCACGUGGGAUAUUUGA
Molecule: messenger RNA, 3009 nt
Organism: Didymella exigua CBS 183.55
Lineage: Eukaryota; Fungi; Ascomycota; Dothideomycetes; Pleosporales; Didymellaceae
Exons: 5
Coding region: 1-3009 (1002 amino acids)
Biological process (GO): nucleoside metabolic process
Molecular function (GO): protein binding; ADP binding; catalytic activity
Source: RefSeq, a predicted model, not a curated record